AUGGCCUGGUUCCCUGGACCUUUCCUCUGCUGGGCUCUGCUGGGCUUCGUCUACACAAGUGCCCCGGGGCUGGCAGUGGAGGUGAAGGUGCCCGCUGAGCCGCUGAGUGCGCCCGUGGGCAACACGGCUGAGCUAACUUGCAGUUACAGCACUUCGGUGGGAGACAACUUCGCCCUGGAGUGGAGCUUUGUGCAGCCUGGGAAACCCAUUUCUACCUCUCAUCCUAUCCUGUACUUCACCAAUGGUCAUCUGUAUCCAAUUGGUUCUAUGGCAAAGCGGGCCAGUCUUCUUCAGAGCCCCCCCACAAGAGGAGUGGCCACCCUGAGACUGAGUGAUGUCCACCCCUCAGAUACUGGAACCUACCUCUGCCAAGUUAACAACCCACCAGAUUUUUACACCAAUGGGCUGGGGUUAAUCAACUUUACUGUGCUGGUGCCCCCCAGUAGCCCCUUGUGCACUCAGAGUGGUCAAACCUCUGUGGGAGGCUCUGCUGCACUGAGAUGUAGCUCUUCCAAGGGAGCGCCCAGGCCAGUAUACAACUGGGUUCAUCUUGGAUCUUCUCCUACACCUUCUCCUGGGAGCAUGGUGCAAGAUGAAGUAUCUGGACAACUCAUUCUUACCAAUCUCUCCUUGACCUCCUCCGGUACCUAUCGUUGUGUGGCCACCAAUCAGCUAGGCAGUGCAUCCUGUGAGCUGACCCUCUCUGUGACUGAUCCCUCCAAAGGCCGAGUGGCUGGGGCCUUAAUCGGGAUACUCCUAGGUGUACUGCUCCUGUCAGUUGCUGCAUUUUGCCUGGUCAGACUCCAGAAGGAGAGGAGGAAGAGACCCAAGGAGACAUAUGGGGGUAGUGAACUUCGGGAGGAUGCCAUCGCUCCUGGGAUUUCUGAGCAGACUUCUGUGAGGGACGAUUCUAGCAAUGGGCUCCUGGAAACGCCCUCCUCUGCCAGCACUGUGACAACCACCAAGUCCAAGUUCCCUAUGGUUGUCUGACUUCCCUCCUGAUCCCUAGAGAAUGAGGGGAAAUGCCAAUAAUUAAAGCCUUUGGAUACC
Messenger RNA from Orycteropus afer afer, 1050 nucleotides. It is a transcript of the gene VSIG2, whose product is annotated as V-set and immunoglobulin domain containing 2. Lineage: Eukaryota; Metazoa; Chordata; Mammalia; Tubulidentata; Orycteropodidae. The record is from RefSeq and is a predicted model, not a curated record.